CUAGAGAAUGUCACGCACUACGCCUAUGGCCAGCAUAAUGACGGAGAAGUUGGGUUUUGGGUUGCGGGGCGGGCGGGGUGGUUCUCCAUCUCUCCGGCGAAGGGCUACAAACCGAUGUUCAAUGAGGUAGUGGAGGCGAUCGAUCUGUUAUAUUUUCUAGCGGAUCGACACAAGCGCAAGAGGGGUAGGAGGAAGUUCGAGGGUCCCAGUGUGGAGUAUCUAUUUGAGGAGUAUGUCAGCCACACGCAUGGGAUCUGCGAAGAUGCAGAUGAUUCCGCCGAGGUGUUCUACAAGCAUCAUAACUUCUUGCUGUCACGGAUGUUGAAGGGGGAGGAGAAUGUGCAGUGGUCGACAACGCAUAUUCUCGCCCACCUGAGCGAAAGAUUUCCAGAGGAUUAUGAACAGAUCAAGGCGCAGAUUGAAGGCGUGGACGAGGUCGAAUCUGAGGAGGAAGAAGAGAGUACUCCCGAGAAGACGGACGAUGAAAAAGGCCGCGUAGCAGACUCGUCAGGGUUGACGAACGCCGAUGCGAAUUCGAUUUACCAAAUGAUCCUCGAUCUCAAGGAAGAGGGUUACUUGGCUAAGCGCCAGCUAAAUCUCGACCUUGUCGCAUCUACGCUGGUCGAUCGAUUCGAGAUUGACGACGACGAAUAUGCGCACAGUCGGAUUGCGGCAAGCGCCGAAGUCAUCCUAGAACUGAUGGAUGAGGCGAAAACAUCUUCAUUUGACUGGUCCAGAAAAGUCAUCUAUCGCGAGCUGAGGGCGGCUUCAAAGCAACAUGGUGGACCUUCGCAGGAGGCGAUGACCCCGCUGCGUCCGCGCAUGUUAGAAAGCGAGGCAUCCUCUCCUGAAGACAGCGACCAAGAAGACCUUCCCCGAUUGCGCAAACGUCGAGUCCUCAAGUCCGUUCUGCGGCCUAAGAGUGCAGUGGCCACGAAACGAACGGGCAAGCGCACGCGCAGUGCAGCAGCCGACACGGACGAGGAAUCCGACACCAAUGCAGACGCUAUGGACGAGUUCGAAACGCCCAGCAAGGUGCGAGGGCACGAGCUUGUCCGCGAUCCGCUAUCAACCCGCGCCAAACGCAGGACGCGGUCGAUCUUGUCCGACUCGGAGUCCACAGCACCUUCUAUACAGAAGACCUCGCUGCAGGAUGUUUUCCAGAGCCGCAACACGUCCGUCUCCGCUGCCGAUAUCGACGCACAUCCUCACGAAGAGCCCGCAGCGAAUGGCACUAACGGCGAGGAUGUACAGUCGGAUACAUGGACAUGCCAGGUCCGAGGCUGCGGCAAGGUCGUGUACAAGUGCAGCACGAAACGCGGCAAGCAGCUGAUCGAGGAUCACUCGCUGGCUCACGCGGAUGAUACCAAAGCAAAACUCGAUCUAGUUUUUGCGGAACAGCGACUCAACAUCGGCCUCCCUGUGGAUAACCUUCUCAAACGUAUCCGGGAGAUGGCAGGAGGGGAGGACACCGGCCUUGCGGAUACGGAAGGCGCGAUGAACGGCGCUUCCGACGCAGUAGGAACGUAACCGGCAAGCAUAGAACGAUACACCAAGAUACCCACAUGAAGUGACGAUGAUGAUGGCUGCUCUUUCCAGCACAGAAAUGAGUGUUGCGGUACUCGGGUCAAUAUCCAUCAUGGCAGGCCGCCUAACCAUGAAAGGCUAGACAUACACCUACGGUGUAAAUACCGGUUCCUCGUAUUAAUUGUCCCCAAGUCCCAGAGCAGGUAAACAAUGUGACUGAGAAGCCACCUUUACCGGUGUGUCUGAGCACAAGACCGAGCAACAGGCUCACACCACAUUAUCGGAGAUGCAAUGGGUCGCUUCCAUAGUAUGAUGAUAUGACACCACAAUGAGAUACCACUUU
Messenger RNA from Aspergillus brunneoviolaceus CBS 621.78, 1870 nucleotides. RefSeq lists its product as uncharacterized. Bases 319 to 1530 code for a protein of 403 amino acids. Lineage: Eukaryota; Fungi; Ascomycota; Eurotiomycetes; Eurotiales; Aspergillaceae. The transcript is spliced from 3 exons. The record is from RefSeq and is a predicted model, not a curated record.